UUGCCUGGACCGAGCACUGUUGUACUACAACAAUUUCCAGUCGAUCUCGAACGUAAUGAUAUCGGCGUUCGUCUCGCCCUAACCGCAAGUCUUCCGCAAGUCACACGUGACGCCACUUCACGUGGCUCGAAACCGAGUUUUUUCCAUCGUUGACUUCUGUUUGUUGAUUUCGUCUGUUUAAUUGUUACCCGGUGACAAUUAACGGUUGACGUUUCAUGUUUUUGAUAGAUUCUCACCGGGUAUCGCACUUUACGAUCAGACCUGAGGAUCACGCAUCGCGAUAUCGUGUGCUAAUUUAUAAGCGCGCCUCAACGUGCUGUCGAUCGAUCCUCAUUAGUCUCGUGGAGUUUCUCGAGGGAUUUUCUCGACACGAACAAAUAACGAUGCAGCGUAACCUACUUCGCACGGCGAUUUUCCAGGUGCUGCAGAGACGUUUCUUCAAGAAGUACCAUGUCAGGGUUAGAUUCGCGCCCAGCCCCACAGGCGACUUACAUCUGGGAGGGCUGCGCACCGCAUUGUACAACUAUUUAUUCGCGCGUAGCAACAACGGCACGUUCAUUUUGAGAAUCGAGGAUACCGAUCAGUUGAGGACGAUUCCUGGAGCAGUGGAAAAGUUGCAAGAUGAUUUGUCGUGGGCAGGUAUCAUUCCUGACGAGGAUCCCACUAGAGAUGGUCCCGUAGGUCCUUACAUGCAGUCGUCCCGGCUUGAAUUGUACAAGGAGCAGGUACUCGAGCUUUUGAACAACGGAUCUGCCUAUUACUGCUUCUGCACGGAGAAGAGGCUGGAACUGUUACGGAAAGAGGCACAGAAGUGUGGACAGAUACCCAAGUACGAUAACAGAUGUCGGCAUCUCGAUAAGAACGAAGUGAAGGAAAUGCUUAGGAAAAACUCUACUUACUGCAUCAGAUUUAAGUUAUCGUCCGUGCCGGAACCUUUUCACGACAUGAUCUGUGGGGACGUAUUGCACGACAUUGCUAAGACUGAAGGAGACCCGGUCAUCAUGAAGUCGGAUGGCUAUCCCACUUACCAUUUUGCAAACGUGGUCGAUGAUCACUUGAUGGGGAUUUCUCACGUCCUGCGGGGCGUGGAGUGGCAGGUCUCCACACCGAAACAUAUUAUGCUCUACAAAGCGUUCGGUUGGAAUCCUCCCGCCUACGGGCACUUACCAUUGAUCUUGAAUAAAGACGGAUCGAAGUUGUCAAAAAGGCAAGGCGACAUAAAGAUCGAGUCGUUCCGAAAGCGGGGUAUCUUUCCACUGGCGCUAGUGAAUUACGUGAUAGGCGCUGGCGGUGGUUUUCACAGAAGUAAUAAGGAUGCUCGAGAUCUUUACAGUUAUCAGGAACUGAUUAAAUGCUUCGACGUUGGUAAGAUAAAAGCAAGCUCGGGUAAACUGAUGCCCGAGAAACUGCUGGAAUUAAACAGGUUGGAGAUAGUGAACUUGCUAAAGAAUGAAAAGAACCACGAAUUCUUGAUCGAGAGAGUCAAGAAAUUGGUGUUAAAAGCAUUUCCCGAACGCAAAAAUGACGGGAGUUUGCAACUGGACGACUACCACAUAAUCACCACAUUGAAUUGGGCACAAAAGAGGAUAACGACGUUCAAUGAUCUUGUGGAAAAAGAUUUAGCAUUUCUCUGGAUUGUCCCAACUUCCAUGCCAAAAAUCGAAACUGGGUGUUCAGAUGCGAUUAAACUGCUAAACGCAGAGUUAGCUAAAUUGGACACAAGCAAUUAUAAAACAGAUUGGAUAGUGUCAUACUUGAAAGACUUCGCCAAGAAGAAUGAAGUGCCAUUUGCCACGUUAAUGAAGGUUUUAAGAGGCAUUCUGAGCGGCGUGAAUGUUGGACCACCUGUUGCUGAAAUGAUAGAGAUUUUAGGAAAGGACAGAACGUUACUGCGGUUACGACGUCAUGCACCUUGAACAUUCACGCAUUUAAUUAUAAAUAGAUUGUUUUUGUCGAGGACACGAAGAAGUAAAUCCUAUUUAUACAUAUUUUAUGUAAAAAACAUGUUAAAAGUGAAGUUGCGGACACUUGCAAAUAAUCUCGUAUUUCUGCAACGGAAAACGUGAAGACAACUUGUAAAUAAUCGUCAUCUCUAAAAUGAAAUUAGUGAGCAUUACAUAUACAAUUAUCUUAACGAAAAGGACAAAAACAUCAAAGCAUCUUACAAUUAGUACAUCAAAACAUUGUUCUCGUUUUCUAACAUGUUUAUUCUAAAAUCUGUAGGACGUACUCUGUAUAAACGUUAACAUUAUUACAUUAUUAACGUUACUUUUGUGCUGUCGCACAUCAUGUGAUGGUGCAACAAUGUGUACAUGUACGUACGCGGCGAACGAUUUUUACACUUGGUCAAUUGUUAUUAUUUCGCCAAAUUAACAUUAAAUUAGUAUGAACAAAG
Molecule: messenger RNA, 2395 nt
Organism: Ooceraea biroi (clonal raider ant)
Lineage: Eukaryota; Metazoa; Arthropoda; Insecta; Hymenoptera; Formicidae
Gene: GluRS-m
Product: putative glutamate--tRNA ligase, mitochondrial
Biological process (GO): glutamyl-tRNA aminoacylation
Cellular component (GO): mitochondrion
Molecular function (GO): zinc ion binding; ATP binding; glutamate-tRNA ligase activity
Source: RefSeq, a predicted model, not a curated record